AUGUGGGGAGAAUUUCCCGACCGCAACUCGUCCUGCGCCCCAGACGCCACCCCCGCAACCAACAUUUCCGCUCCUCUUCUCCUUCUCCCUAUUUUGCACGUUCCGAGCCCUCAAUCAUCAGCAGCCCAUCGCUUGACCUAUCCGCUUGCUGCCUCGGGCGGGCUUCAAGCUGCUGAUAUGGCAACGGCGCAAUCUGGUAUGUUCCAGUGCGGCUCUUGUAAGAAGAACUACAAGCGCCUGGAUCACCUAGCUCGUCACGUGCGAUCCCUAAAUGUUGCUUACACAACCAUCUUCCCUAGACACCCAAACCAAGCCUUACAAGUGCCACGUCUGCCCAAAAGCCUUUACAAGACCGUAGGUACACCCAGGCUUAUCAGUGUAACUCACUACUCGCUGGCUAAGACUGCUCAAAGGGACCUGCUCAAGAGACACGUUGCCGGACACAGCUCCCAAGCCGGGGACGCUACAGAAGGCUCCAUCGAACAGCCCCGGUACAUAGCUGGAAGGGUAACAAAGGCGUGUAAAGAAUGCUCAUCCAAUCAUCUCCGGUGUAGCGAGGAAAAGCCAUGCCGGCGCUGCCAAGGGAAAGGCAUCGAGUGCAAGUGGAACGACUCCAUGGAACUAGAUACAAACUUUCCAUCUCCAGAAUCUGGUCAACAACCCGAUGACACUAUCUUCGCCCAAGAUGACGGUUCUUCUGUUAUGGACAAUUUCGUCGAUACGGCUACGAUGGGAGCAGCGUCUACCUCGGCAGUCAUCGGUGACCAGCCUGGGUUGGAAAUUCUUACGCCUCAGACUACACAUAACCCGCUGCAUAACCUUGAUCCAUCCCUCGGUGCCGACGCUAAUCGUCUCUACCAGUUCCCAGAUCUCAAUCUCUUGUCAGGACACUGGGCUUCGGCUAGCACAAAUGACAUUGACAUGAGCUCUUACAAUGCGCUUGACGACAUGGAUCUGAGGUUCCUAGAUGCCUAUAACACCAGCAUCCCAUUCGAAGUUAGCAGUAUCCAUCCAACCCCCAGAGGCGCGCAGACACCCCACACUGCGUCGCACACGGACCCCGGCCAGCCCGCCGCUAUGUGCACUGAGGCCUUCCAAAAUUCUCACUGGAAGUUCCGCCCUAAUGCAAAGGAUCAUUCUGGAGCCGAGGAGCAUAAUCUCUCUCUUCCCGCAGCCAACUCCGCCUAUCCUUCCCCAGAGUCUGGAGUUGCACUGAACCUAGAUACAAGGGUCACGUGUGCAGAGCUAGGGAAUCUUGUCCGAGACAGGAUCCUGAUGAUGGUUGUUGAAAGCUGCCAUUCGGAUAAUCUGUCAAAGGCAGUCGCUUCUUUUCCGUCUGCUGGGCUACUGGAUACGCUGUUACAGUACUACUUGACCUCACCUGUGACGCAUGCAACAUCAUUCCUGCAUGCUGCUUCAUUCGAUCCCAACGAGAAAAGACCAGAGCUGGUAGCUGCCAUGGCGGUAUGUGGAGCAGUGUUGACAUCUGACCCUGCACUAUCUAAACUUGGCUAUGCUAUACAAGAAUGUUUACGGAUCGCAAUAUCGAAGCGGUGGGAACGCGAUAACACACUUGUUCGAGAUCUUGAGCUCUCUCAGGCUUUUCUGAUUAUUCUUGAGAUGGGUAUCUGGAGCGGACUCCCCCGCAAGGUUGAGAUCGCUGAGAGCUUCUUCCAUCCCGUGCUCACCAUGAUGCGACGCGAUGGAAAGUUCAAACGGUCAGCGUAUCCCGACACCAAUUCUGGAAAUACAAAUACUCAGGCCAUAGUUUCGCGAGACAAAUGGCUCAAGUGGGUGGAAGAUGAGUCUUUCAAGCGGCUCGUCUUCAGGAUGCUCUCUCACGACGCAAACUCCUCCAUGGCCCUUCUGGUCAUUCCAUCAAUAUCCUAUGCAGAAGUUCUCUUACCACUUCCGGGAAAUACAGAUCUCUGGACAGCGGCAUCUCCCGAACAAUGGAGCUCGUUCAUCACCGUACAAGACCCCGGCGAGCCCCUUUACGUCGCAGAUAUUAUCGACGAUCCCGGCAUUCUCAAUAAUCGUGCGGGGUCGCUGGAUAUAUACGUUGCGAUUCACGGUGUGCUUGCAUGCACGUGGGCCAUGUGUUGCGAGUAUCUCCAGCUCUCCUCUCUGCAGAGAUCGCGACCGCGCCGGUGGAACGUGCUUGUUACAGAGAUGAGGAAGGACGAGCUUCUGAAAUUGCUAGGUCAUCUCAAACUCAGCUUGCCAUCUGAUGAAUUGGCGGAUCCAGAAAUACUGAUGCGGCUGGAGUUAACCCUGUUGCAUUUACAAAUGCCAUUUGAGGAUAUCCAGCUAUUUGCGGGUAUGGAAGGCCCGGAACGCGCCCGUGCUGUCUACCCAAUGAUCCGCGACUGGGUCAAGAGUGAAGCAGCGAGACACGCAAUUUGCCACGCAGCCCAGAUCGUUCGAAUUGCCAAGCGAUUGCCGAAGGGGGUUAUACGCAGCCCUCUAGCAAUUAUGCUUUACCACGCUAGCUUAGCAUUCUGGGUCUAUGGACUGCUCUCCAACCAGUCUCCAGGGAUAUCCAGAGCGCCCAGUCAGAAUGUGUGUAUUGAUGACACGGACAGCAUUGCCUUACAAAGGUUCAAAGGGUUCGGGCAAGGUCAACCGUGUAUAGGAUGGCGUUCGGAGGUACCCGGUCAAGAUGAUGUGGUAAUCAGCGUACCGCUAUCACAACCAGAUAAGGUCAUGGAGGCUGUCAUGGGAAUUGUACGAACAAAUUUUUCAGGAUUGCCCAUUCCACAUCUUACAGAGAGACUGGUUCAACUAAUGGCUGAGCUUGAGAACUCGGCGAAGAGCAAAGUAGCUGCUUGA
Penicillium verrucosum is the source of this 2832-nucleotide messenger RNA. Its product is annotated as putative C6 and C2H2 transcription factor RegA-like. Gene Ontology annotation, biological process: regulation of DNA-templated transcription; DNA-templated transcription. Bases 1 to 2832 code for a protein of 943 amino acids. The transcript has 5 exons. Gene Ontology annotation, molecular function: DNA binding; zinc ion binding; DNA-binding transcription factor activity, RNA polymerase II-specific. The record is from RefSeq and is a predicted model, not a curated record. Lineage: Eukaryota; Fungi; Ascomycota; Eurotiomycetes; Eurotiales; Aspergillaceae.